GGCAGCACAGGACGGAGGAGUUCCGGAAGGUGAAUGUCCUGAUGAAGGUGCCCGCCCUAAGGGAUGGUUCUUUCACCUUAGCAGAGAGCAUUGCAAUCCUCCUGUACCUGGCCCGGAAAUUCAAGACUCCUGAUCACUGGUACCCAUCUGACCUGCAGAAAAGGGCUAGGGUUGAUGAGUACCUGUCAUGGCAGCACGUCAACAUUCGUGGGAAGGGGAGCAAGCUGUUCUUAACUAAGGUGCUGCUGCCUCUCCUCACAGGCCAGCCACUUCCUCCAGAGAAACUGGAAGGUGUUACUGAAGAGCUGAACGUUGUCCUGAAGCAGUUUGAGGAGAAGUUCUUGCAGGACAAGCCCUUCAUCGCAGGCAGUGAGAUCUCCCUGGCAGACCUUGUAGCACUGGUGGAGCUCAUGCAGCCCGUAGGUGCUGGCUACGACCUCUUUGAGGAGAGGCCGAAGUUAGCAGAGUGGCGCAGACGGGUGGAAGAGGUGGUGGGGAAGCAGCUCUUCCAGGAAGCCCAUGAAGGGAUCUUGAAUGCCAAGAACUUGACCGCUGAUAAGAUUGCACCUGAACUGCUGGAGCAUUUCAAGCACCAGCUCCUAAAGCAGGCCAGCCAGAAUUAGGGGGUUAUACUUCAAGUAAAAUGGAUUAUUUUGUGCAGGCUUUUUGUAGUAUUUCAGCAUUUCUUCUAAAAAUCAUACAGAAA
This is a messenger RNA of Fulmarus glacialis (Northern fulmar), 706 nucleotides long. RefSeq names its product glutathione S-transferase theta-1-like. The record is from RefSeq and is a predicted model, not a curated record. Gene Ontology annotation, molecular function: glutathione transferase activity. Gene Ontology annotation, cellular component: cytoplasm. The annotation marks the transcript as partial. The transcript is spliced from 4 exons. Gene Ontology annotation, biological process: glutathione metabolic process. Lineage: Eukaryota; Metazoa; Chordata; Aves; Procellariiformes; Procellariidae.